Sus scrofa (pig) is the source of this 1216-nucleotide messenger RNA. It is a transcript of the gene TALDO1, whose product is annotated as transaldolase 1. The record is from RefSeq and is marked validated. Gene Ontology annotation, cellular component: cytoplasm; intracellular anatomical structure. Gene Ontology annotation, biological process: carbohydrate metabolic process; pentose-phosphate shunt; pentose-phosphate shunt, non-oxidative branch. Gene Ontology annotation, molecular function: transaldolase activity. Lineage: Eukaryota; Metazoa; Chordata; Mammalia; Artiodactyla; Suidae.
GGGCAUUGUGGGCCGCCCGCUCCCGCCCCCGCUCGCCAUGUCGGGCUCCCCGGUGAAGCGGCAGAGGAUGGAGAGCGCGCUGGACCAGCUCAAGCAGUUCACUACCGUGGUGGCCGACACGGGCGACUUCAACGCCAUCGACGAGUACAAGCCCCAGGAUGCCACCACCAACCCUUCCCUGAUCCUGGCCGCCGCGCAGAUGCCCGCCUACCAGGAGCUGGUGGAGGAGGCCCUGGCCUACGGCAAGAGGCUGGGCGGGUCACAAGAGGAACAGGUUACAAACGCUGUCGAUAAGCUUUUUGUGUUGUUUGGAGCCGAAAUCCUCAAGAAAAUUCCAGGCCGAGUAUCCACGGAAGUGGAUGCCAGGCUCUCCUUCGACAGGGAUGCCAUGGUGGCCCGCGCCCGGCGCCUCAUCGAGCUCUACAAGGAGGCCGGGGUCAGCAAGGACCGCGUCCUCAUAAAGCUGGCGUCCACCUGGGAAGGCAUUCAGGCGGGAAAGGAGCUGGAGGAGCAGCACGGCAUCCAUUGCAACAUGACGCUGCUCUUCUCCUUCGCCCAGGCCGUGGCCUGCGCCGAGGCGGGGGUGACGCUCAUCUCCCCCUUCGUGGGCCGCAUCCUCGACUGGCACGUGGCCAACACGGACCAGAAGUCCUACGAGCCCCUGGAGGACCCCGGCGUGAAGAGCGUCACCAAGAUCUACAACUAUUACAAGAAGUUCGGCUACAAGACCAUCGUCAUGGGCGCCUCCUUCCGCAACACGGGCGAGAUCAAGGCCCUGGCGGGCUGCGACUUCCUCACCAUCUCGCCCCAGCUCCUGGGGGAGCUGCUCAAAGACACCAGCAAGUUGGUGCCCAUGCUCUCGGCCAAGGCGGCCCAGGCCAGCCCCCUGGAGAAGGUCCACCUGGACGAGAAGGCCUUCCGCUGGCUGCACAACGAGGACCGCAUGGCUGUGGAGAAGCUGUCGGACGGGAUCCGCAAGUUUGCCGCAGACGCCGUGAAGCUGGAGCGGAUGCUGACGGAACGAAUGUUCAGCACAGAGAACGGCAAAUAGCGCGGCGCCCAGGUGGGAGCGCAGAGCUGCGCCGACGACGGGGAGCUGGGCUCUAACUGCACACGCCUUCUGAGGAAUUCUGCAUUUUCUACUAAUUGGAGCGGGGACGAAUCACAGAUUCCUGAUUGUCAAAUUCUGCUCGGCACAUUAAAGCCAUCCCUUUUC